UAAAAUCCCCAAAACAACACUAACAUCAUCUCUUUUUUCGCCUUUCACCAACCAACCACAAAACCUCUGCCUCAAACCCCAACACCCAUUCACUCUUCCAUUUCUAGAGAGAGAAAACCUCCGUUGCUUCAACAAUGGCGUCGCUGAGUUUUUCAGCUUCUACUACUGCUCCCAUGGCUUCCUUUCUACCUACACCUUCAUCUUCAAGCGUAUCGACUUCUUCUUCGUCGUCGUCUUCGUCUUCUUCAAGCAGUUUCAAGCUUACUGGGCCCAGAUGUUUUCUCUCUCCUCUUUCUCUUACUCGUAUUUCUUCUUCUUCUUCUUUGAAGGUGAAAUCUCGUCGUUCUAUGGUUGUUUGUAUGGCUCCUGAUGAAGAGAAGAUGACUCGUCGCUCUCCUCUCGAUUUUCCUAUCGAGUGGGAGAGGCCCAAGCCUGGGAGAAGACCUGAUAUAUUUCCUCAAUUCAGCCCUAUGAAAACACCAUUACCACCUCCUAUGCCUGCUGAUCCACCAGAGGAAGACGAGGAUGAGGAAGAAAAGAAGGAAGAGGAAGAGGAAGAUCCGGAAAAGGAAGAGCAAGAAAACCCAGACAAACCGCAGUGAUAAAUGAAUGUCUUGCUAUUAGGCAGUCAUUACAAUUCAUAUUCGAUAUCCUCAGUAGCAUAGUCAAAUGCAUGGAUCCUGCAUAUGACAGAGCUAAGGUUGGUAUCCACAUCAACUCUCUGGCUUAAGCACAAGAGUUUAUGAUGUCAAUUUUUUCAGGUCCUGUGCGGGUUUAGUGCUUUCCUGGGGAGUUAUCCUAAUUUUGUAGUAUUGAGGCGAUUUUAAUAGGUUUUGUAAUGUUAUUUAAGGAAUAAGGAUGGUUUCAUUUCCUUGUAAGUUGCCUUUACUUCUCUAAUUACAUCUUAUUUGGAGUAAUGUAGUUGGCCAUUAUGUUGAUACCGGUAAUAUAUUGCACUUGUUUUCAGGCUUA
Messenger RNA from Chenopodium quinoa (quinoa), 972 nucleotides. RefSeq names its product probable serine/threonine-protein kinase DDB_G0281745. The record is from RefSeq and is a predicted model, not a curated record. The transcript is spliced from 2 exons. Bases 135 to 602 code for a protein of 155 amino acids. NCBI's taxonomy places the organism in Eukaryota, Viridiplantae, Streptophyta, Magnoliopsida, Caryophyllales, Amaranthaceae.